AUGAAAGUGUUCAGUUUUGCGUACUAUUUGCUGUGCUUUCUGCUGUUGCACUCGAUACCGAAGGGCUAUACACAGGGCGAUAAUGCAAACACCGACACAACGGCAGUGGCGGCAGUGGCGGCAACCGCCACCACAGACAGUACAGCGACGGAUAGUUCCCAGACGUCGAGCUCCACCUCCGCUGCGUCGUCUACCUCUGCUGCGUUAAAGAAGGACUCGUCACAUUUGAAGACCACUUCUUUGCUCACGUGUAUGGAUAACUCACAGUUCUCAGCACAGUUUUUUGACGUCAGGUAUUACAGACACAACAGCUCCGUUGUGUUCAAGAUUGACGCUACAACCACUAUAAACGAGAAGAUUAUCAUCAAGGCAGAGAUUAUCGCCUAUGGGCUCAAGAUUAUUAACAUGGAUUUUGACCCGUGUAGUCUGAACCAAGUAGGGAUUUGUCCAUUGUCCCCCGGUAGAAUUGAUAUUAGCUCAACGUACAAGAUAGACUCGGACCAAGUGAAACAGAUCCCAUCUAUAGCGUACACGGUGCCCGACUUGGACGCGCAAGUACGUGUUGUCGUGUACUCGCAAAACGACACGGAUUUCAACACACCGUUGGCUUGUGUACAGGCGAUCCUCAGUAACGAUAAGACCGUGCAGACUAAAUACGCCUCUUGGCCCAUUGCUGCCGUGUCAGGUGUCGGGGUGCUCACUUCUGGGUUUGUCUCAGUGAUAGGGUACAGCGCGACGGCAACGCAUAUCGCUUCCAAUUCUAUCUCUUUGUUCAUUUACUUCCAAAACCUCGCGAUCACAGCAAUGAUGGGUGUAUCAAGGGUACCACCGAUGGCAGCCGCAUGGACUCAGAAUUUCCAGUGGUCCAUGGGGAUCAUCCGCGCCGAGUUCAUGCAGAAAAUAUUCAAUUGGUACGUCCAAUCCACAAGGGGAACGUCCACUGUGGUCGUCGCAAACAAAAACGUACUGUCCGUCAGCGUCCAGAGGAAGAGAGACUUGGUUAGAGACUUGUUCAAAAGGGCUAUCACUGUAGCCUCCUCUAGCGAUUACAAUUUCGACGCCAUCACAGACGACGCUAACUUGUACACAACAGACGAGAGAGACUCAAACGCAUACUCUUCUAGGAUCCUUGUGCUACGUGGUAUCAAGCGUGUUGCGUUCAGAGCGGGGAUCGAAUUGUCAAACUUCUUCCUCACAGGGAUCGUGUUCUUCCUCUUCUUUCUCUUCGUGGUCAUUGCAGGUUUGAUCUUCUUCAAAUCAUUGCUGGAGCUCCUUACAAAGGCAAGAUUGAUGCCAGAGACGUCCAAUUUCUUCCAGUACAGGAAAAACUGGGGGUCUAUCAUUAAGGGUACGCUAUUCAGAUUGGCGAUCAUUGCGUUCCCACAGAUAUCUCUAUUGACCAUCUGGGAAUUCACCCAGAACGAUUCACCCGCCGUCGUCGCCGAUGCAGCAAUAAUCUUCAUUAUUAUCACAGGGCUGUUGACAUACGGUACUGUAAGAGUACUUAUGAAGGGUAACGAGUCCAUGCGUCUGUACAAGAAUCCAGCGUAUCUACUGUACGGUGACACAUAUUUCUUGAACAGGUACGGGUUUCUAUACGUGCAGUUCAAAGCAGACACAUUUUGGUGGUUGUUGCCCCUGCUAAUAUAUUCAUUCCUGAGGUCACUAUUUGUGGCAGUCCUGCAAGAGCAAGGUAAGGCACAAGCGAUGAUUAUUUUCGUCAUCGAACUGUUCUACUUCAUUGCCGUGUGCUGGAUCCGGCCAUACCUGGACAAAAGAACAAAUAUCUUCAACAUCGCGAUCCACUGUGUCAAUCUAAUCAACGCUUUAUUCUUCCUAUUCUUCAGCAAUCUGUUCAAACAACCAGCAGUGGUAUCCUCAGUGAUGGCCGUUGUCCUGUUCGUAUUGAACGCCGUGUUCGCACUGUUUUUGUUGCUCUUCACGAUUAUAACGUGCACACUGGCUUUGGCACACAGAAACCCAGACGUCAGAUAUCAACCAAUAAAGGACGACCGUGUCUCCUUUAUUCCAAAGGUUAACAACACGGACGGCAGCAUGACCAACUUGAACAACAAUAAAUCCGAGGCAGAGCUAUUCGAGUUGAGACAAGCGGUCUUGGACACUAACGAAACCGAUAAAGAGAAGGGGCUGAGAGAGGAUGCAUUUGGCAACAGGAGGAUAUAUGAUGACGAGGCAAGUUCCUACAGUAUGGAAAGGUCCUUUAACGGGAAUAAGAGUUCAACGGGUCUGCUUGAUGGAGAUGAUUCUGCCAAAGUUGUGCAACCAUUUUCUGUAGUGAACAACAACGCGGCAGGUAGCUCGGUUAACGCUUCGCCGUCAGUGGGGAAUUCCAACUUACACCCUAACUACUUCACAUCGCAGUCGCGUUCUCCAGCAAGAAACAAUAACAGUAACAACGGCAACCUGAAGAAACCCGAGACAAGUUUCUACAAUGGGAACCACUCAUAUUCCAGAGACUUUUUAUGA
This is a messenger RNA of Huiozyma naganishii CBS 8797, 2487 nucleotides long. RefSeq names its product flavin adenine dinucleotide transporter FLC2 (gene FLC2). NCBI's taxonomy places the organism in Eukaryota, Fungi, Ascomycota, Saccharomycetes, Saccharomycetales, Saccharomycetaceae. The record is from RefSeq and is a predicted model, not a curated record. The transcript has a single exon. Gene Ontology annotation, biological process: transmembrane transport; fungal-type cell wall biogenesis. Bases 1 to 2487 code for a protein of 828 amino acids.